CAAUUGUUUGAAUAAGACUGACUACCAGAGCAUGGAUGGUUUAUUCUCAAAACGAAGAUGUUUUAACGGGCACACGGCAUUUGGAGUACAUGAUAAGUUGUACCAACAUGAUGCCAAAAUGAAGAUAGAUAAAACAAAGCUGAAAAAGGCUUCUUCGGAAGUGCCUGCAGAUUGCAGGGUCAUUAUAGAGCGCAUAAAGGCUGUCUCACAGGAAAGCCUCUUGCAGGAAUUACAAGCUUUGAAAGCCUCUACAUUUGUUAAGUGCGAACUUUUUCACUGGAGCGAUGUCUUGGACAUUUUUGAUGAAGUUCUUGAAAGAGGAUGUAAAAAGGAGAAAGAUACCUCCUGGAUUUUGGCCUGUGAUCGACCAGAAAAUGGAGAGUUGAAGACACUACUGCUCCAGGUGCUCAGCUUUACGUCAAUGCUAAUUGAGCAUAGCUUCUCACGUCAUCUCUACAAUUCCAUGGAGCACCUGACUUCCCUCCUGACCUCCUGUGACAUGACUGUCGUCCUAGAAGUUCUCAACCUGCUCUAUGUUUUUAGUAAGAGGUCCAACUUUAUAACGCGGUUAAGCAACGAGAAGAAGCAGGGGCUGAUCAUUCAGCUAACACACCUGGCUGAGAGUUGGGGAGGGAAAGAUAAUGGCUUCGGGCUGGCUGAAUGCUGUCAGGAUGCUACCAUCUCGGAGUUUCCCAGUAGUGCCACAACUCUGCAUUUUGAAUUCUACCAUGAGAACCCUGAAGAAAAAUCUGCAAGGAAGGGUUCAGCCAAUAUUGUGACCUCCAUUCACGUUGAAAAUGUGGACAAGAUCGGUAAAAUACCCUCACAGAUUAUGGAAGAUAUUGUUUCUGCUUACGAGUUGCAGAAAAUGCCACAAAAGAAACAGACCCUGUUGUAUACACACAUUAGACUGGCACACCUGUUUUCACGCUAUGAGACCAGAAUUCAGUGUGUACAAGCCAGGCUCCAGUCUAUUGCCAUACUAGUGUACUCCAAUGCCAUACAAGACAACAUCAACUCACUGCUCUAUCCUGGCUUUAUUGAGGAACUGGUGGACAUUGUGGAGCUCAAGACUAACGAAAUUGUAGACAUCAAGAGUGCUGCUCUGAGAACACUGACCUCCAUCAUCCAUCUCGAGAGAAACCCAAAAUUGAGCAACAUAGUGGACGCGACUGGUGCUGCCUCCUACCAUGGGUUUCUGCCGACCCUGGUCAGAAAUUGCAUACAGCAUAUGACCGAUGCCGAUAUGAAGGCGUUCCCGCUGUCGUACGCCACAGCCUUGUUCUCCUUCCUGUAUCAUCUAGCCAGCUAUGAAAGUGGUGUGGAGGCCCUUGUGUCCUGUGGGAUGAUGGAAUCUCUACUGAAGGUCAUCAACUGGUUUGGGGUGGGACAUGACCAUAUCACGUUUGCGACGCGUGCGGUGCGAGUUGUCGACCUGAUAACAAACCUGGACAUGGUCACCUUCCAAACACAGGGUGGCCUACAGUCCUUUAUAAACAGACUUGAGCAUGAGGUGUCGAUAUGUCGAGCUGAGCAGCCAUUUGAAAUCCGUCCACCGCGUAGUGACUCCAUUCUCGAUUCACAACCGGAGUCACCUCCCCUUGCUAUGGAAACAGACACGCCCCAUGAUGACCAUGUCAGUGAGGACACGCCAACCCAUACUGACUCCUCCCCCGAGUCAGCCUCUGGGGCUGGGGCGACCGCUAUGGAGGUAAACCCUGAUAGGCCUUCAACAUCAACGGGAAUCAUGCAUGAUCCAGAUCUGCCCCCGCUACCAGACUACUCUGCUGCUAAAACUGGCCGUCAGUGUUUUCCCCAGCGAGCAGCACUGCUGAAGUCCAUGCUCAACUUCCUCAAGAAAGCUAUACCAGAGCCAGCCUUCUCUGACAGCAUGAGGCAUUUGAUGGAUGGAUCAUUACCAAAGUCCCUGAAGCACAUCAUCAGCAAUGCUGAAUACUACGGGCCUUCACUCUUUCUGCUAGCAACGGAUGUCGUGACAGUAUACGUGUUCCAGGAGCCAUCGCUGCUCUCCUCCCUACAAGAUAAUGGCCUUACUGACGUUGUGUUACAUGCUCUUCUUAUCAAAGAUGUUCCAGCUACAAGGGAAGUAUUGGCAUCCCUACCGAAUGUGUUCAGUGCCCUGUGCCUCAAUGCACGAGGUCUCGAGUCGUUUGUCAAGUGUCAGCCAUUCGAGCGACUCUUCAAGGUGUUGCUUUCCCCGGAUUACCUGCCCGCCAUGAGGAGACGAAGAUCUGCUGACCCAUUUGGCGACACAGCAAGCAAUCUGGGCAAUGCCAUGGACGAUUUAAUGAGGCACCAGCCUUCACUCCGCAUUGCUGCCACCAAGGGGAUCAUCAGGUUGCUUCAAGAAGUGAACCAGAUGGGUAGUGACAAGCAGUAUGUAUGUCAAAAGCCAGCCCCAAAGGCAGACCAGCUGUUAAGCGUGCGGUCGCCCCAGGUGCAGGAUGGGGGGUCAUCAGAUGAGGAGGAGGAGGAAGAGGAGAUGACAGGUGCCUCUGCAGCAGGGGGCGUUGCAGGUGUGGUGUCAGCGGAGAGUCAGGAGGGGGCUGGGACCAAACCAUUACAAUCAGAAUCAUCACAAAGUGGGGCCACAGCCCAGUCGUCAGGUCCAGACAAGCAUGCAAUACCCCUAAUGGACUAUGUGCUUAAUGUGAUGAAGUUUGUUGAGGCUAUACUCAGUAACAACUCUACAGAUGACCAUUGCCGCGAGUUUGUCGGACAGAACGGCCUACCUGAGCUUAUGGAAAUCCUUGGACUGCCAAACCUGCCGAUAGAAUUUCCAGCUUCUCCAGCAUGUCAGGCCGUCGCCUCAGUCUGCAAGGCCAUAUUGACGUUACUACGAGAUCCAAAAGUGCUUGAAGAAGGCCUGAAGAAGCUGAACACUGUGUUAGAAAGCCUUGAACCCCUACACCAGCCUCUAGAUCCCCCAGGAGGCUCUGUGUUGUUACGAGAACUCGCCAUUGUGGCCCACAUACCGGACGCAACCCUUUCACCCUCGGCUACACCGUUGUUACAUGCCCUCUCCUCGGCGCAUGCGUACAUUACAAUGUUCGUGCAUGUUUGCAAGAUGGGGCAGACUGAUAUGAGAAAUAUCUCGGUGAGUCACUGGGGCUCGCCACUGGGUCAGAAAGUGUUGUCUGGCCUCAGUAAGCUGUACACGUCACUCGUAUGGGAGAGCACAGUCCUUCUUGCCCUGUGUAGUGAGGAUAAAUUACCAUCUGAUACAGACUUUGGUAGAGCUGAUAUGAACAAACUCCUUCCUAAAGACUUCAAGGUGGAAUCUGAGAGUAAGGAGGAGGAUCUGUUAUCCAGAGCCUCUGUGAGCCCUGGGAGUAAUGGUGUUAGCCAGGCGAUGGAGUCGCUGUCAACUUCAGAUGCCCCAAUAAACAUGGAGACAGAUGAUACGACGCCAGGAGAGAAAGAGGGAAAGAAGACAAAGUUGUCUCCUGCGUUGCAAGCUCAAGUGAAGCAGUUGAAGCCCUUGAUGACAGUUUCUUCGAGGCUUGGGCGAGCGCUGGCAGAGUUGUUUGGACUUCUGGUGAAGUUGUCUGUUGGUGGACGUCUCCGACAGCGUGGAAAUCAAAUGCCGCCGACAAUGCCGAUAGUUCCGAAUCCAUCAGCUCAAAGCCUGGCCAAGUGGUUGUGUAAACUGUUGACAGAUGGGAUCAAAUGGGAACCUCCUCAGUAUUCACCACACCCUAGACUUAGGUUGACAUUCCUGGUAUGUUCACUGGGGUUCACGUCUGUGAUGUUGUUCGACGACAAGAAACAACCCUACCAUCUCAUGCUUCAGAACUUCAUGGAGUGUGAUGGACAGACAGCACUCUUUGAUGUGUUCAACUGGGCGUUAUCCAUCAAUGGAUCUGUGGCCUUGAAUGAAGGGCUGGAGGACCCAGCACUACCUUUAGGUACUGGGAGUUUCCUGGACGCAUGGCUCAUGCUGAUUGAGAAGAUGGUCAACCCGAAGACAGUACUCGAGUCCACACAUCUGCUCCCGGCCAAAGCCACAGGCACCUUCCUCAAGCCCUUUGACCCCAUACAGUACCUCAUAGGGGCUCAGAAGGCUGCGUUCAUGGCCGUUAUGAACCUGUGGAACAAGAAGCCCUUGAAGGUGUUUGGUGGCCGCAUGUCUGAGUCCAUCCUAGCCAUCCUGUGCCAUAUAUUCAAAGCAGAGACCAUUAUACAGGAGCACCUGUCAAAGCAGAAGAAAGAUGAAAGUAAUGGGGCCACUGCAGGCCCCUCGUCCGCCGCUGCCGGGGCCUCAGGUGUCGGAGCCGCAGGGUCCAGCUCAUCAGGGACCCUUGUGGGGGCCUCGACUGCCAGGCCAGUCAACGAGGGAUAUGUCACCGCGCUGAUGGAGAUGGGGUUCACUCGUGCCAGCUGUAUAGACGCCUUGAACCACACCCAGACUCUGGAAGAGGCCACAGAGUAUCUACUUACAAACUUUGACCCCACUGCUGCAGAGCCCCCAUUCAGUAUGCCCGAAAUAGCAGGAGUGGACUUGGAUGAAGAUGAACAAAUGAUGCAGGCAAUAGCUCUCUCACUUAAACCUGAAGCCAAGGCUGAAGAGGAAGCCAAGAAAAAAGAAGCUGAGAAGGCCGCUGCUGAGACUGAGCAGAAGAGAGAAGACAGCCAGGAGCCUCUGAGCAAGGCCACCCUGGACAACUUUACCAGCAACCUAUUCCCAGGCUGCCUGGCCCUGCUGGACAUGCUGCCAGAGACAGUGUAUCGUGUCUGUGAGCUGCUUAUUGUGGUCACUCAGAGGAACGGUCAGGAGUGGCAGAACAUGGCCCUCAAUACAUUAGUUGACGAGAUAAAGAAGCUAGCUCGAAGUAUCCUGUCGUUGUCCUCUCCAUCAGACUUCUCAAACCCCAUAGCAGAGCAGGAUGCCUCCAAGUUUGCUGUCCGCAUACACCUCUUCACUCUGCUGUUUGAAGAGACCAUGAUGCCGUGUGCAGAAGCCGUAGAGAACAGCGAUCUGACUGAGCUGUUAGUCCAGGUUAUGAUGGCUGGCAAAGAGUACUUGCUCGCUGUAAAGAAUGCUCCAACCCCAAAGUGGCUGGCUCCACUACUGUUGUUGCUGGAUUUGUAUGAGAAAGUUUCCGUCAUAUCAAGAAGAAAGUUGGAUGCUGAGGUCUCCAUGAACAACUGUCACACCUGGAAAUGGUUUGAUGACUCGAAUGGUCGCUGGUGCAAGUAUACUGCAGGGAAUAACAAGACGAUAGACGAUGCCUACCAGGCAGGGGAGAGUAGUAUAAGAUUCACAGCCGGACGACGACGCUACACCGUUCACUUUAGCUCCAUGGUUCAGAUCAACGAGGACACUGGAAACAGGAGGCCAAUUAUGUUGACUCCGCUCUCAACGAUGGAAAUAAAACAGUCAAAUGAAAAGAAAGAGGAAAACACAUCAGAGGCCCAGGCAGUGUCCGACAGUAAGGUGGAUAAGAUGGACACAGAUUCUGGGGCCUUGACAGAGGACAAAGCUGCGGUGAAAGUUGUGACGGGCCUCACAUCAGCACAGAUAUCAAAUAUCAUCAGCUCUGUAGUGAGUAUGAUCAGUGUGCCAGUAGAAGCUGAGACUCUACACGCAGCCUUACGCCUGAUCCUGCGACUGACACGGGAACACAAGUAUGCUUUGCAAUUUGCUGAGCUGGGCGGUCCUCGACUGUUACUUGGGCUUACACAGGCGUCGGCGUUCCAGGGAUUCUUGUCACUCGUCACACUGAUCUUCAGACACAUUCUUGAGGAGCCGGCUUCACUGAGAUACUGUAUGGAGAAGGUGGUGAAGAACUCGUGUUCCGGUGCAGGGUCAAGUAUUAGUGGUGUAUCACAAAGGAGUUUCGGGGCCAAGGAGAUGAACUAUGUUCUACGUGUACUCAGCCCUGCAGCUUGCCGUGACCCACACCUGUUUGCCGAGAUAGGCAAGGAGUGCAUGAGGAUUGCCCUACCUCCCCCGUCUAAACGAGAUGAGGAAGAGUCACGGUUAACGGGUCCAAACGCUCCCCAGAUUCUGCGGUGCAUUGCGACCAAGCAGAUGUCCAGUACAACAGUUGUCUCCCCCAUGAAGGAUGUGGUAGAGAGCUUACUGGACGGCCUUGUGGUCAAAUAUGCGUGGAAUAAUGAAGAUGGUGCUGGUGGAAGUGGAGAGGGCAAGAUGUCCCAGUCACUAUCGGAGGUUUUAGAACAGGUGGUUACUGAGCUAACAGAUCGGCAGUCUGAGAUCACUAGGCAAAACAGCACGGCUGAGAUGUUACACACUGAAGAUGAUCAGGUCAAUGCUGAGGGUAGCAGUGAUGGAGCCAACAAGGGUACAGAUGGGAAAUCUGGGGAAGACAAACAGAUACAGAAACCCUUGUUAACGAAGUCCAACAUCCUAAGGAUCCUCUCGGAGAUCAUAAAGUCGUACUGUAACUGCACACAGCUUGUGACCCAGCAUAUGUACCAUGCUAAGCAGUCAGAACUGCUUGAAGAGGACUGCUCAGUGCUAGCGUUUGUACUGGAUCACUUACUUCACGCAAGUGGUAACAUGGGUGAUAAAGACUGUCCCGCUCUUUCCCGCGUGUUCAUCGCAAGUAUUGCAUCAUGCAACCACUGUCCCGAGGCGCAAUUGACCCUCGUCAGUGAGGUGAAAUCUGCGCUCCAACGAGCUUUAGGCCUGCCAGAGAGCUCAGACAAACACACACGUGUUCAGGCAUUGGUGGGCAUCAUUAACACUAUGAUAGAAUCGUGUCCCACCCCUGGCCAAGUCCCGAAUCAAGUGUUCAAAGGGCAACAGACUUUAAUGAAUAAUAUGGUGAAAAACUUGUUAAAGAGAGGCUUAGUGACAGAUUUAGCGCGGAUUCCGUAUAGUCUGGAUCUAUCUAGUCCAUUUAUGGCAGCAACAGUGAAUGCUGGUCUCAAGCCGCUGGAGACAUUGUCGCGCAGUGUGAACCAGCAUAGUCAAGGUGGUGUUACUGCAAAGCAGAAAAAGACCACGGCUGAUGUGCAAGAGUCUGCUGAGAAUAAUACGACUACUCCUAAUGCUCCAGAAUCCCAGGAGGCCCAGCAGCCAGAUGGGAAUGAAGUAUCGAUAGAGGAAGUUCUCAACCCAUCACAGUCAGAAGGCUUAGAAGAGACACACCAGGAAUCUGUAGUUGAACCUGCUGCUGGGACAAAUGAACUUGAUGAUGUGAUAGAUGACCUUCUCGAUCGAGGUCAAGGUGGCGACCCAGAGUCCCAAGUCAUGGGGGAGAUCAUCAUGGACACUGACCAGCCUGUGGAUGACCAAGAUGUUCUAGUGGACGUGGACAUAGAGGAAGGUGAUCUGGAUGACCACCACGACUCACAGAUGAUCUCACAACUCAUCUCUGAGACAGAUGAUGAUGAUAUUGAUCAUACACAGAACAUCACAGAUCACAUGGGUGAAGCUGAAGACACAGCGGACAGUGCUUCAGAUGCAGAUGAUGAGGACAAUGAUGGAGAUGAUGAUGACGAUGAUGAUGAGGACGAGGAUGAUGAUGAAGAUGAAAGAGAUGAAGAGGACAAUGAGGAUGAAGACAGUGAGGGUUCGGAUAUGGAUGCGGACAACUAUGAUUUCCAGCCUGAGAAUGCCCCGUUUGGCCGUAUGCCAUUCGGUCGUACAUUCGCAGACCAGGGAAUGUUCAUGCAUGCUGACGAAAUGUUCACCGGAGGCAGUAACCAGCAUGUGUUGUUUAAUGCCCUCGAUAAUGGUGGCAACAUUCGAACCUACCAGGUGCCCAUAUCCCUCCAUGACAACGACAACAAUGGCAACGACGCUGCCGCGCCAAGUGUUCCUCCACCCCCAAGCAACGUGUCGAUGAUCCACCCCUUGUUGGUUCGCCAGUCCGAUCCCCAGGGUGUGGCCUCGCGUCUCCAGCGAGGGAGGGGCCGUGGUGGUAUGUGUAGAUACAACCCGGGUACCCAGACUCUACAUGUCAACUUUCCACGCCCACCCAAUCCACCAGUCAUCCUGCAAAGGCUUCUUGGUCCAAGCACCACAGCAGACAUCCUGCAGUUGACAAACUCCCUGAGCACCCAGGCCGGCCCUGCCCACACCAGAGUUGUACUGGCCAACAGCAAUCUGUCCAUCUCCCGGCCAGACGAGGAAAACAUUCUGGAAGAACUGUAUCAGGAAACAUUCCCAGAUGCCAGCAGCGGUGUAGGUCCGAGCACCUUGUCCAACAUUCCCAACACUCUGAACAGGUGGACAGAGGAGGCGAAGGUCUUGGACGGGGACAGUGUGCAUGACUGUAUGGCAGCAAUCAAGCCAGAGAUCGUGGAUGUGUUGGAGCGUUACAGGGAUGAGGAACUAGCAGAGAGGCGUGAGAAACGUCGUAAAGCUGCAGAAGAGGAGGCUGCCAAGAAGGCUGCAGAGGAAGCGAAAAAACGGGAGCAGUCAACAGGCGAACAAAACAUGGAGGUGUCAGUUUGUACAACAAGUGCUACUAGUACCCUGGGGACAGAUGUGAGCAAUAUCCCUCUGCCAGGGGAGACUACUGCACAGACAACCUCAACACCGGCUACACUUAAUGCCAGUGAGGCUGCGAGUGUUGCUGAGGCCCUAACAGAACGGAUAUUUGACAACAUCAGCGGCAUGUCAUCUCCCCUUACCUCCAGCUCUGUAACAUCAUCAGCCCCUCCUGUGGAGACAACAAUGGGGAGUUUCCAGGCUAUGCCACCCCUGACAAGCUCCGCCCAACCCCAAGCCCCCCUUCCCAUGCAGACCCCAGUAGGGGCUGCCCUGGGGUUAGGCUCAAGGCCACCCUUGCCCCCGCCUCCAAGUAUUGGUUUCACACCGGACAUCAUACCCAUGUAUCCGGGAGGCCCUGCUCUUCCACAGUCGCUUGUUUCUAGUUCUCCCCUAAUAGGGCCUCCCCCGACAACACUACAGUUCACACCAGGCCCGCUGCCUCCAGCAGUUAACCAGAUUUUUGCCCCUCCGACAUUGCCUGUGCCUCCUCCACCAAGUUUUCCAACCGACCUUACAGCUUCAUCAUCACCAGCUACACUCGGUUCAUCGAAUGUUACAAGCUCUAGCUCCACCCCAGCAGGUCAGGUGCCCAUUUUCCCGCCCCUCAGUAUGAGCACCCCAUUCCCGGUUCUGCCCACCCCAGCCCCCACCCAGGGGAUGUUUGGCAAUGUGCCCCCUGCUGCUUUGUACACCCCAGCCAACCAGGUGAACCCAACAACUACACCUCAGGCACCUAGGGUCGACAGGACUGGAUAUGCAAGCAACCUGCGAGAGAUAUUUGAGUCUUACAUGAGCACAAACUUCCCCCUGACGCCCUUGACAAACACGACUCAGUCGAGUGACCAGCCCUCCAGCCGGCCAAGCAGUACAACCCCUGGUCUUGCUAUGAGUAAUCUGGCUUCUCUGUUGGUCGGUGGUGACAAUGACCAGUCCGGGCCAAGCCCUGUCAUCACCUCGUCUAGCGGGUUUGGAAGGUUAGGGGGCAGGGCUCGCACCUCUGCCCUCACAACAUCCUCUCUGGGGCCUACUCUACCCCCAAGGGUUGAAGCGGAGUCUGGGAUGAUCACGCCAGAGGAUAUAUCUAAUAUCACCAGUUCGGAUGGGGCCACUGUACAUUCAUCACGCUCAGAGAGUCCCCAGGAGGUGGACAGGGCCUUAGUGAACCUGGGACCUGCUUCAGGGGUCAAUCCAGCACCUUCCGCCGACAGCAGUUCAGCAGAGGGUGUGGCCACCUCUGCUGCUCCCCCGGUUGCCAGUUCCAGCUCCCUAGCAUCUAGUGAGCAGGGUGCCAGUGGUUCUGCGCCCAGUGUGCCAGAGGGGCUUGAUCCCUCAUUCCUGGCUGCUCUGCCUGAGAAUAUACGAGCAGAGGUUAUUGCUGAUCAUCUGCGGAUGCAGCGUAUACAGCAACGUACAAGGGAACAGCAGCAGAACACGCCCCCUGGGGGUAUGGAGGUGAAUGCUGAGUUCCUAGCUGCUCUGCCACCCAAUAUACAGGAGGAGGUGCUAGCCCAGCAGCGUAUUGAGCAGGAGCGUAUUACGGCCGCCCAGAAUCCCACGACCACCAACCCUGAGGCACCUGUGGACCCAGCCAGCUUCUUCGCAACCCUUCCUUCGUCACUCAGACAGUCUGUCUUGGCCGACAUGGAUGACACCAUGAUGGCUGUACUGCCCGCUGAUCUCGCUGCCGAGGCCCAGGGUCUCCGACGGGAGCUGGAAGACAGACAUAGGCGGAUCAUGCAGGACAGAUUGUUCACCCAGCCGGGCUCUAGUGGGUCCCUCUCAUCUAUAUUGAGACAUGCGGGUAUGCUCGGAACAAUACGCUGCACUUUAAGCCGGAACCAGCGAGCGGGCCAAGGCUUCAGUUUUGGAAAUCGGGACCGAGAAUUCCUCCCAGCUCUGAAACUGCGGGGCCGACACCUGCUAGACCAUGAAGCUCUGACUUGUCUCCUAGUCCUGCUGUUUGUUGACGAACCCAAGCUCAAUACGGGACGUCUCCAUCGGGUUUUACGAAACUUGUGCUACCACGGGCCCACGCGUGCAUGGGUGCUUCAAGCCAUGAUGUCGAUCCUGAAUAGAACUGCUGAUACCCGGGUUGAUGUGGAGGAUAAAACAAAGACUCCAAGUAGUGAUAAGGGUAAGGGGAAGAAAUCUCAGUCACAGACCCCUAUGCAAACUGAGGGGCCCUUAGGGUCCAGGAUCGAGGCGCGAAGUCAGGGCUCGUGGUUGUCUAUUAGCCUUGAGGCUGCUCUUGGUUGCAGGGCGAAUGUGUUUCAGAUUCAACGAGCCCCAGGUAAGAAGCAUACAUCAAGUGCCAACGCCAUGGUGACUAUACACGCUCAAGCUGCGCCUAUAGUGUGUAGACAUGUGUUAGAUGCUCUUAUUUCACUAGCUAGGAUGUUCCCUAAUCACUUUCUGCCUUCCAAGGCUAAAGAGGUGCAAAAAUGUGAUAGUAAAGAUAAAGAAACAGAUGCCAAGUCUAAGACUUCUACAAGUGCCACAGGUGCAACGCCCAAAGUAAAAUCUAUAGAAAAGACUGACUCUAAAACAGAGUCGCGAGAAACAGACUUCUGGGAAUUACUAGUGAAACUUGAUUCUUUAUGCAGUAGUAAAAAAGGCAAAGGAAUUCAACGGACACAUAGUACUUUAAGCAAUGAACACGAACCAGGGUUUAGAGACUUUGACACCUCCCCUAUUGGUCAGCUAAUGGUCAUGCUGUCUCACCCAGUGAUCAAACGGAGUCAGCUGCUGACCGAUCGUCUCCUCAGAUUAUUGGGGCUGGUCUCACGGGGCCUGUGUGACAAUGGCCCCUCUGUGAUAGGGACCACGGGACUUUCGAGGGCACAGGAAGUGACCCCUGCAAUUGUGCGCAGAGUGGAGAAUACGGCUUCUUCACUGUCACAGGCUGCUGCUCAGGCAACGGGUGGAGAGACCAACAGUCUACCUGCCACUCCGGCAGCCACCACAGACACUCAAAAGAAAACAGAGGCAGUGGAAACUGGGAAGAAAGAGCCCGAAAAGGAGGAGGAGGAAGCCCCCAUCUUAGAACGCCAGCUCGCGACGGCCGUGGAGGUCCUCACUUCAAAGGCAUGUUCAGAGGAGGGCCUGGAAGAUGCCACAACACUUCUGCUGCAAGUUUCAAUGGCAAACCGUGCCACACGCUCCUCUGUGCUUGAUAUGCUGCUAGGCGGGGCACGGCAAGUUGGACUGAGUGUCUGCCAACACAUUAGGCUUCUGUUUGAGGAGUUGGUGAGCCUAAGGGAGAAACAGACAGGAUUGGAACCAGACCUGUCAGAAGAGGGCCGGGAUCAAGAUGUCGUCCAGUCAGGACAGGGCAAGGGGGUGCUGCAAGACAAGUAUACUGGUCAUUCUGUGAUUGUCAUGGCCCCAAAGAAAUUGAAGACCGGGAGAGAGCUUCAGCUGGCCUCCAUGUCGAAGCUUACAAGCAAGUCUUCAAGCCAGCAUUUCUUCCUUCGCAUAAUCAAGGUGAUCAUACAGCUGCGGGAGGCAGCACGCUCUGCCAAUAAGGUGAAGAAGGUCUCUGGAGCGUCUGCUGCAGCUGCUGGCACUGGUGCCAGUUCUCGUCACCUACGUGAUAUCGGGGAAGCCAUGGCUCUGUUGGAGGCUGAAGCUGACGCCAUUAUGCAGUUUGUGACUCGUCGUCGUGACGGAAGCAACCACGCGCCACCAGCUGUUGAGAUAAACAUUCAGGAUGCGGGAGAGGAUGGGAAUGACGCGGACACCCCACAUGUGCCGCCGCCUGUACAUGGAGCGGUGGGGCUCGGGGCCGAAGAGGAAGGGGCCGGGGCAGCUGAACAGGAGGGGGAGGCACCCAUGGAGACCGACAAGCCUGGUACUUCCGGAGAGUCGGAACCUCCCAAGGAGACAAACGAGGUCCAACUGCCACGCCUAAGUGAGCAACUAGGGCUGGAAGAACUGUGGGUGCACCUUGGCGAAUGUCUUACGGAGCUAGACAAAACGCCCGACCACCAUGCUGUCCUCAUCCUUCAGCCCGCUGUUGAGGCUUUCUUCCUGGUUCACGCUGGAGAGAAGGAAGGCAAGGGCAAGGAAUCGGGCCCAGCAAAGCGUGAAGACCAGCUCGCCCAUCUUAAUGUAGACAUGCCGGCCUCACCCCAACCCUCUGGUUCAGCUGUUGACCGCCCAGGACUCAAUCGGGAAAACAGUAUGCAGACAAGCAUCACAGCCUCCCUGCCUCCCGAUGCCCAGAAGUUCUUAAGAUUUGCUGAGACCCAUCGAACAGUGUUGAACCAGAUACUUCGUCAGUCGACCACUCCUCUGACAGAUGGCCCGUUCUCUGUGCUGGUUGACCACACAAGGAUUCUCGACUUUGAUGUGAAGCGACGCUACUUCCGACAGGAGCUAGACAGGAUGGAUCGAGGCAUGAGGCGCGAGGAUCUGGCUGUGCACGUGAGACGAGAGCAUGUGUUUGAAGAUUCAUUCAGGGAGUUGUUCCGGAGAUCUGCUGAUGAAUGGAAACAUAGAUUCUACAUUGUGUUUGAAGGUGAGGAUGGACAGGAUGCAGGUGGGCUUCUGCGAGAAUGGUACAUCAUCAUCGCCCGUGAGAUAUUCAACCCAAUGUACGCCCUCUUCACCAUCUCGCCCGGCGAUCGCGUCACCUACACCAUCAACACUCUAUCCCACUGUAACAGCAACCAUCUCAGCUACUUUAAGUUUGUUGGCCGCAUCAUCGCCAAGGCCAUCUACGAUAACAAGCUCAUGGAAUGCUACUUUACCCGGUCCUUCUACAAGCAUAUUAUUGGCCAGGCUGUCAAGCACACUGACAUGGAGAGUGAGGACCACUCAUUCUAUAAGAGUCUUGUAUUCCUGCUCGAGAACAACGUCAAGGACCUCGGCUAUGAGCUCACAUUCAGCACUGAGAUUCAAGAGUUUGGUGUGAACCAGAUCAGGGACCUGAUUCCUGACGGUCAAAACAUCUUAGUUACGGAACAAACAAAGUAUGAUUACGUCAAGUACGUGUGCCAGAUGAAGAUGACCGGGGCUAUACGGCAGCAACUGAAUGCUUUCAUGGAGGGGUUCUACGAUAUCAUCCCGAAGAAGCUCAUCUCCAUUUUCAACGAACAGGAGCUAGAAUUGUUGAUAUGUGGACUGCCAACAAUUGAUAUUGAUGAUCUGAAGUCAAACACUGAAUAUCACAAGUAUCAACAGACAUCAUUGCAGAUUCAGUGGUUCUGGCGAGCACUGCGAUCAUUUGAUCAGGCAGACCGUGCCCGAUUCCUGCAGUUUGUGACAGGAACGUCCAAGGUGCCGCUGCAAGGUUUCGCCCAUCUUGAGGGUAUGAACGGGACACAAAAGUUCCAGAUACAUCGGGAUGAUCGCUCCACAGACAGGCUACCUGCGGCACACACAUGUUUCAACCAGCUGGACCUUCCGGCCUACGAGACGUAUGACAAACUGCGCCAUAUGCUGUUGUUGGCCAUUAACGAAUGCUCAGAAGGCUUCGGGCUCGCUUAGACUGUCUUACCAUGAGGUUUUGGAUUGUGAAAACCUUUUUCUGUCUGAGGGAUUUGAGCUUGAAUAGACGUCUUAAACUGAGAGCUCGCUUUGACUUACACUUUCACUAAGCGCGUUAUAGACUGGCAUAUGUGUUUUUCAGUGAGUGCAUUUAAUUUGUGCAGGUGUAACUCACUGAAUGUUUUAGGCUUGCAAAGACCCCUCAGUUCAGUGGGUUAGGCUCACGUAGACAUCAUUUACGGAGAGCCGUGGACUUGCGUAGACAUCUCUCACUUUGUGCAAUUUACACAACUAUUCACAGAUUGUUGAUAAUCGUGAUCUUUAUCUAUAAAUAUUGAACAAUUUUUCAUUUUGACAAUGUGUACACAUGCACUUGUAUUAUACUAUGUUUUGAGUACAAUUCUCUCUAUUUUCUGCUGUUAAUGGUGAACAUAAUUGUGAUUAUCAUUAUGAAUAGUGUUGUUUUGUUUUGUACAUCAUUGGUUCAUUUGUUUGUUAUUUAAACUAUCCUUAUUGACGUCUACUUGUGCAUGUAUGUGUUAGUGCUCAGCUUGGAAGAGAUACAAAUAUCUUCAUUUAUGUACAUGGUGUUAAGAAAGGAACAAAUAUUAAGUGCUUUAUUUUUUGUGAUUUAACAUUUAGUGCAAUUCAUGAGCUACUGUUUAGUUACCAUUGUGUUAGCUGAAGAGCUGUAAUUUGCUGUAUACUGUUAAAGAUACAAACUUUAAAGUGCUAUAUUUUUUUGAUUGAACUUAAAAUUUAUAAGCUAGGAUUUAGUUUCCAUUCACAAUUUGCAUCAUGUGACGGCCAAACAUAGAUUUGCUGCAUUUGUGAAUUGUACUUCAUCAUAAUUAUUUAUUAACUGGUAGUGCUAACCUCAAUUCUUGAUUUUCAAUGUCAUUUGAAUAUGAAAUAUUAACAAAGGAAUAUUUAAGCGUAAAAGCAGACUCUGGAAAAAUUCUGUGACAUGGGAAAGCGUGUCGUAGGCAGAUGAUGAACCAUUGAAGAUUAAGUGUAAGACUGACAAAUGUAACUACUAGUUUAUAUGUAGUUACCUAGUCUUGUCCUUGGCCAUAGAAAUGUAUUGGCUAUCUCCUUGCUAGUUCCGUGUAGGCAACGACAACAUGAAGAGGUAUGUGCUGCAUAGCAUGUUUCAGAAAUCGUCGUUUUGUAAAAAAUGUUUGAAUACAUGUCUGUGGAUUGAGGGAAAGGUCGGAAUUGAACACUUUGCAUUUAAAUACUAGAACUUGUUAUUACUAACAAUUGUUAUAUUGUAUAUUGUUUAUACAUGUAUAUUGUUUAUACAUGUAUAUUGAUUUCUUCAUUGUUUUCAACUUUAGUCUGUGUAGAUUUGUUAUAUAUAUUUUGCAGAUAUUCAUGAAUGCAUUAACUCCAGUGCUAUGUUAAGGAAUGUAUGCUGUUGGUAUUCAAUAUUGUGGUAUAUGUUACUUGUGUAAAACUUGACUUGUUGGGCUAGGGUCUUGCUUCUUUAGAGGAAAAACGAACAUCUGAACACACAAUGGAGAUUCUUCAGACUGCUUGCCUAAAACUUAAUGUAAAUCAUUCAAUCAGAAAAUUGAAAGUAUUCUCAGAAUUCAGCUGUUCUUUUAAAAAACAAAUGAACAUGUGAUAUACCCAUACAAAGGGAUUUGGUUUAUAAAAAUCAUGUCAAAGUUCUACCAGAAUAAUCUAGGAUCUGAAUUGAUUCAAGAAAUUCUAAACAAAGGAAAGAAAAUUACAAUCGUGUUUGUUAAAAAGCAAAUCCUCAAAGGCCCAAAUAUGUUGGGUUGCCUGCAAGUUUUGUUUAUAUUAUUAUAGUGCUACUAUUGUGUCACUUCGAAUUGCCUUUGUUGAUGUUUGACACUAGUAGCUUAUUUAAAACAUACAUUUAUCAAAUUUAUGAAGAAUUCGUACAAAAUGAAGUAAAAGUAAGUUUUUGUAACACUCAUAUCUAGCCGGUAUUGACCUGGUCUAAUAUAUGUUAAAACUAGUUAAUUUGUAAUGUCCAAGUAUACUUACAUGUACAGAUAUACAAUUCUAAAUUGAAGAAUGUGUUAAUAUAAGUGAAAACUAUGGAUGACUUGUCUUGAAGCCUGUUACAUUUGUCUGAUUCUUUGUAAAUAAAUCAUGUUUUGAAA
Mya arenaria is the source of this 16119-nucleotide messenger RNA. Its product is annotated as E3 ubiquitin-protein ligase HUWE1-like. Lineage: Eukaryota; Metazoa; Mollusca; Bivalvia; Myida; Myidae. Gene Ontology annotation, molecular function: ubiquitin-protein transferase activity; zinc ion binding; protein binding. Gene Ontology annotation, cellular component: nucleus. Gene Ontology annotation, biological process: positive regulation of protein catabolic process; protein polyubiquitination; proteasome-mediated ubiquitin-dependent protein catabolic process. Bases 32 to 13981 code for a protein of 4649 amino acids. The record is from RefSeq and is a predicted model, not a curated record. The transcript has 76 exons.